Molecule: messenger RNA, 897 nt
Organism: Dujonia railenensis
Lineage: Eukaryota; Fungi; Ascomycota; Pichiomycetes; Serinales; Debaryomycetaceae
Source: the annotation of a GenBank genome assembly
AUGCCACUUAUUGUAUUCACUGGUCAUCCGUCCUCGGGGAAAACGACAGUAGCCAAGAAGCUUCAAGCUGCACUCCAAUCGAAGAUCGACUCGUUGAAAGGAACAACCGAACUCGGCCACAAUUACUCUGUUAUCUAUCAUUCAGACAAAACAUUAGGAAUACCUCAUGAGACCUACUUUGAUUCUGGAUUGGAAAAACAUGCUAGGGGUUCCCAGAUGGCUGCUGUUAAGCGUGAUAUCUCGCGUACUAACUUUGUAAUCUUAGAUUCCUUGACCUACAUCAAGGGAUUUAGAUACCAACUCUUUUGUGAAGCCAAAGGUGUGUUAACUCCCAACUGUGUAGUUUAUGUAAUGAACCCAGUCGACAAAUGUUUGGAAUGGGAUGCAGCAAAGACACCUGAAUCUGCACAAUGGGGCUCCAAGAUCAUUGAGCAGUUGGCUAUGAGGUACGAAGAACCAAAUGAACUGAAUCGUUGGGACUCUCCUCUCUUUAGUGUUGUAGCAGACCAUGCUGAAGAUCUGUUAUCCAUAGAUGCCAUAUGGGAAGCUUUGGUUCUCAAAAAAGCUCCACCUCCUAAUGCAGCUACAAUAGUAAAGACUACGUCUGGUAACAACUUCCUUCAAGAACUUGAUAACCAGACCCAACAAGUGAUACAAAAGAUAUUACAGCACCAACAGCUUGCUCCCAUUGGAGGGCAGGUUCUUGUUUCAGACUCUAAAUCUAAGAAUAGUAGCAAUGUGCUAUACGUUGAAAUGCCUCUGUCGUCUGUUUCUAUUGCUCAAUUGCAAAGAAUCAGAAGAACAUAUGUCACAUUGAACAGAAUGAGAAGCGUUGAUGUAGAAAGAAUUACUCCGCUAUUCGUCGACUAUCUCAACCGUAGUUUGAACAACGAAUAG